Molecule: messenger RNA, 780 nt
Organism: Caenorhabditis remanei
Lineage: Eukaryota; Metazoa; Nematoda; Chromadorea; Rhabditida; Rhabditidae
Exons: 7
Coding region: 1-780 (259 amino acids)
Source: RefSeq, a predicted model, not a curated record
AUGCGGAGGAUAGCUAUUCUAGUCAGCAUUCUGAUAGGGCUGGCAUUGUGUCAGAUGCCAUAUGGACCAUCUCAAUUAGAUUUAUACUUCCGCUUGUUGAGGAAUCAAAACCUUGGUGGUUUCGGUAACCUUGCAAAUGCAGAAAGCAGAAUACUCACUGCCGAAAGGCAACAAUUCCUUUCUGGUUUACCACCACUUCCAAUGACUCACGAUGAAGUUAUCCGAGUGCUCACAACUGAAUCUCCAACUUCCACCAUCAAACCAACUGCUCGACCAACUACUCCACCUCCACCAGUCGCUGACCCUUUCGCAGUUAACAACACUCCAGAAGGUCCGCCUGUUCCAGAAGAAAGAAUUGGAGGAACCUAUGACGAGGAUGGGAAUUUCGUGUCAGCUACCAAUUUGGUGACAGAAAGAAAACGUAAUUUGGCUAGAGGAGCUCGUAACUACCAACUCAGUGACACUGCCACAACUAGACAGUAUGGAUAUGUUGCUCAAUUCCAUCAACCAGUUCACCAUCCACAAAAUCGUGUUAUCAGACAACAUACUACACCACGUCCAUUCACUUUCCCACCACUUGUGUUCAGAGCCAAACCACAGCCAACAAAUCGAGACACAUAUCUGAAUAACUUGUUGUUGGAAAUUGAAGAAUACGAUGAUUUCUUGGACCAAGUGAACCAAUACAAAACCCGCUACCCCGGUGCACAAGUUCCAAACCCAUACCGUUCACUACCAGAAGGAAAACUCCCUGCUCUUGCACAGUACAAAAAGAAAAAGUAG